Molecule: messenger RNA, 1447 nt
Organism: Rhodamnia argentea
Lineage: Eukaryota; Viridiplantae; Streptophyta; Magnoliopsida; Myrtales; Myrtaceae
Product: GDSL esterase/lipase At3g27950
Exons: 5
Coding region: 88-1218 (376 amino acids)
Molecular function (GO): hydrolase activity, acting on ester bonds
Source: RefSeq, a predicted model, not a curated record
ACGUCGUUGCACUCCCAGCCUCUCUCUGUAUACCAAAAGCAAGUGCCAUUGUCGAGCUUCUCCUUCCCUCGUGACUCGCCGUCCGAUAUGUACUCUUCAGUCACACUUCCUUUCCUCUGCUUAGUGCUGAUCCAGCUGCUAGGUGCUCUCGGCGGCGGCGGACCGACGGGAUGCGGGUUCUCGGCGAUUUUCAACUUCGGGGACUCGAACUCGGACACCGGAGCGAUAUCCGCCGCGCUUUCCGAGGUCGCUGCGCCCAACGGCGAGACCUUCUUCGGACAUCCUUCCGGGAGGUUCUGCGAUGGCCGCCUCAUCAUCGAUUUCAUCGCUGAAGAUCUUAAAUUGCCAUAUCUGAGUGCGUAUCUAGACUCGAUCGAAACAAAUUUUAGACACGGUGCAAACUUUGCGACUGGCGGCUCAUCCAUUCGGCCUGGUGGCUACAGUCCGUUCCAUCUUGGCAUCCAAAUAUCGCAGUUCAUGAGGUUCAAAUCUCGCGUCACUGACAUUUAUAAUCGGCUCAAUGUGUCCACAGAGAAGACCUCGGCAUUCGGUUACAGAAUGCCCAGGCCUCACGACUUCUCGAAGGCUCUUUACACUUUCGACAUAGGACAGAAUGAUCUUGCAUACGGCUUUCAACAUUCGGCGGUGGAGCAAGUCAUAGCCUCCAUUCCUGAUAUUUUGAGCCAGUUCUCUCAGGCAGUGCGUCAACUCUAUGAGGAAGGGGCCAGAGUGUUCUGGGUACAUAACACCGGUCCCAUCGGGUGCUUGCCGUACUCUAUCAUAUAUGACAACUCUAGUCUGGAUCAGAAUGGAUGUGUAAGGCCUCAAAAUGAGGUGGCUCAAGACUUCAACAAGCAGCUCAAGGACAGGAUUCUACAGCUAAGAGCACAGCUUUCGGCGGCUGUGUUCACAUACGUUGAUGUGUAUUCAGCGAAAUAUUCUUUGAUUAGUGAAGCAAAGGAUCAAGGUUUCGUUGAUCCGUCUAGCUUCUGCUGCGGCAGUUACUAUGGCUACCAUAUUGAUUGUGGCAAGAAAGCUAUAGUAAAUGGAACCGUGUACGGAAAUCCAUGUGAGGAUCCAUCGAAGCACAUAAGUUGGGAUGGCAUACACUACUCGGAGGCGGCCAACAAAUGGGUCGCGAGCCGAAUACUCGGUGGCUCUUUCUCUUACCCUGCAGUUCCAAUUAGGAAGUCUUGUCAUGCUUCAAAGAAUCCAUGACCACAAGUGGGUGGAGAACCAGCUUUAGUAUAUUAGGAGUUACCAUACAGGAUACAUCCCAGCAGUAUUUUACUUUUGGAUAUGACAUGCUAGAGUUGGAAUGUAGUUAUUCCUCAGAGAUGCUUAUAUGUGAAGUUUAUUUGUGUUUAAUCAUGUAUUCCGUGAGGUCACAACGUAGUUAUUGGAUUUAGAACAGCAUAAUUAUUUGGGUUUAUCUUCCCUGAAAUCU